This is a messenger RNA of Limanda limanda (common dab), 2429 nucleotides long. It is a transcript of the gene lcat, whose product is annotated as lecithin-cholesterol acyltransferase. Lineage: Eukaryota; Metazoa; Chordata; Actinopteri; Pleuronectiformes; Pleuronectidae. The transcript has 8 exons. Bases 184 to 1488 code for a protein of 434 amino acids. Gene Ontology annotation, biological process: lipid metabolic process. The record is from RefSeq and is a predicted model, not a curated record. Gene Ontology annotation, molecular function: phosphatidylcholine-sterol O-acyltransferase activity.
ACGCGUUUUAUUGGUCCGUUUGUCCGCCUGAGUGUGUGCGAGGGCUGGUGAAUAUUUGGCUUAUUAUUCAGUGUGUGUGCAGCAACAGUUUCACUCAGGUCAAACAUGCUGUGACUCUCUCCGACCCGGAGCGGAUACAGUUCUACAGAGGACCAGGUGAUAAAGCAGCUGGUGGAAGGAAUCAUGGUCUCCUCUGUGCACCUCUGCUCGGGCCUGCUGGUUGUGAUCCUGCUGGUCCUUCAUCACUCCUCAGGGUUCUGGAUUGUAAAUGUUGUGUUCCCGCCCAACGCCAAAGCCCGAGUCCUGAGCAACAGCACUCCGCCUCUCAUCAUCGUACCAGGGAACUUGGGGAACCGCCUGGAGGCCAAGUUAGACAAACCCACGCUGGUCAGCUGGAUGUGCUACAAGAAAACUGAAAACUGGUUCCCCCUGUGGAUCGACCUGAACAUGUUCAUGCCGAUAGGUAUAGACUGCUGGAUUGAUAACAUUAGACUUGUUUACGAUAGGACGACCCGGAGGUCAUCUAACUCACCGGGGGUGCAGGUGCGAGUCCCAGGAUUUGGGCAAACGUUUCCCAUCGAGUAUCUUGACUAUAACAAACUGGCCGGUUAUUUUUACAGUAUGGUUCAACAUCUGGUCGACGUGGGCUACACACGGAAUGAGACCGUCCGAGGAGCACCUUACGACUGGAGACUAGCUCCUAAUGAGAAUGAAGAGUAUCUGGCGAAGCUGAAGGACCUGGUGGAGGAGAUGUACGACCAGUACCAGGAUCCUGUUUACCUGCUGGGACACAGCAUGGGCUCCCACUACGUCCUCUACUUCCUCAACCAGCAGCCUCAGGCCUGGAAGGACAAGUUCAUCAGGGGCUUCAUAUCCCUGGGAGCUCCAUGGGGGGGCGCUGUCAAACCACUUAGGGUCAUGGCAUCAGGAGAGAACGACGGAAUCCCGAUGAUUUCCAACAUCAAGAUCCGUGAGGAGCAGAGGAUGACAACAACGAAUCCCUGGAUGCUGCCGUCUGACAAAGCCUGGCCCAAGGACCACGUGUUCAUCUCCACGCCGACCUUCAACUACACCAACCAGGACUAUCACCAGCUCUUCAAGGACAUCAGCUUUGAGGAUGGCUGGUACAUGUGGGAGGACACCAAGAACCUCACGAGCGAUCUCAUCCCACCCGGUGUGGAGGUGUGGUGUAUGUACGGCGUGGGUCUUCCCACUCCGAUAACGUACAUUUACGACGAGAAUUUUCCCAACGUAGACCCGGUGGACUUUGUUUACGCCGACGGGGACAACACGGUGGACAGCUUCAGCAUGAGCCUGUGCAAGCGCUGGAAGGGGCAGCAGGAGAAGCCUGUCCACGUGACGGAGUACAGAGGCUUGACCCACCUGGAUAUUGUGUUCCACGAAAAGGUCAUCAACCAAAUCCAGGACAUCCUGGAGGGAAAAUCAGACACCCCCGAAGAAGUGGAUGUCCGAUUUGUCUCUGAGUAGCAAAUUAAAAUGAAACCCGACACAUCCACACACACUGUAGCAGCUCCUACAUGUUUCAACAUCCCAGUCAUGGUCAAUGUUAGUGCAACAAACUAAUCUGGACUUGUAACUUGUCCCUGACCCCCCCAGCAGAUAACUGUGACCCACUUAUCUAAACUGUAUGCUUAGUUUAACUGUUUAUUUAUGUUCCAUAGUCUAUUUUGUUGUAUCUCACCCACACGGUGUGUUGUUCACCCUUAUAUCUGGUUGUGGUCAUGGUCAGAUAUUGUGUUAAACAUCAUUAUAGUUAAAAACAUAGAAAUAGGUUUUUUUUUUAAUGAUGCUUUCUUUCUUUCUGUUUUUGUAUGUGUAUUAUUUACAUACAACUCUAAAAUAAAUACACAAUCAUGAUUUGUUUACUUUUGAUAGAUGGUGAGUUCAUCAUCGCUUCCCUAUGUACAAAUGCACACAAAAACACACACACACACACACACACACACACACACACACACACACACACAAGGGUAAGGCCUAUAUGACGUGCAGUGUGGUGGUGUGGUGGUUAACACUAGUGCCUGAGGGCAAGAAGGUUCCUGGAUUCAAUUCAUGGUUCUGUGUGCAUGUUUCCUCAUCUCUGCGUUCAGUGUAGCAAUUAAAUGUUAAAUAAAUAGCUUGCCACACGCACACACAAGCACACACAAGCACACACAAGCACAAACACACACACACUCUCUAUUGUUCAUAAGAUUGACAAAGAAGGAGGAAAAAGACAUUACUGUGUAUGACAUCAUAGCAAUAUUUCUGUUAGGAUUUAAAUGUUUUAAGAUGUAUGUAAAAAUCAUCAAAUCAUGUUGCUUGUGUAGCACCUGAAACCAGUGAUGUAAAACUAUACAUUUGAUCGUACAAGUAAAAUGUUGCUUUGUAAACAUGUUAUAAUAAAAGAUCUAUGGUACCAAGGGUCA